Messenger RNA from Trachymyrmex septentrionalis, 2301 nucleotides. RefSeq names its product protein Ycf2. NCBI's taxonomy places the organism in Eukaryota, Metazoa, Arthropoda, Insecta, Hymenoptera, Formicidae. The transcript has 9 exons. Bases 168 to 2186 code for a protein of 672 amino acids. The record is from RefSeq and is a predicted model, not a curated record.
AGUGAUAUCGAAUAAAUUUAUAUUAGGAUGUUUCGCGCUCGGCAGUGCCGAUCUACCAUCCGCGAAUCAAAUUUUUGUAGAGUGGUGCCGUGAACGAUCGACGUUUUGAAAAUUUAAAUUCUUCGCGACAAUCAGCAGUACUCUAGAAAGCGUUUACUCGUCGAAGAAUGUCCGGCGAUGUGCAGCCAAGGAAACGGAAGGAAAAACGACGUAAGAAAGAUGAUGAAGAUACCGGUACCCCACCACCUACUUUGAUCAGCCCGACUGAUACUUCUGCCGAAAAUGUCACUAUUCACAUUUAUAAAGAAAGCAGCACAGGCGGACAUUGGUGUGCUCGAAUUAUAUUUUUUAUUUUAUUGGCUGUUCUUGCAGGAUUAAUUGGUAUAAUAAUCUUCGAACAUAGAGGAACUACAGAUGUUGAUACGCCGAUAGCUUCGUCACGUUGGGCAAGUAUAUUUGAAGGCUGGGUAGAUGAUUCAUCAUCCAAUCAUGGCGAACUAGAAGAAAAGCAUGAAGUUAACGAAGAAGCAGAGGAAGAAGAAGAGGAAGAGGGGGAGGAGGAGGAGGAUGAAGAGGGGAAAGAGGAGGAGGAGGAAGAAGAAGAAGAAGAGGAAGAAGAAGAGGAAGAAGAAGAGGAAAAAGACAGGGAAGUGGAUCAUGAUGAAAAAAAGUUAACAAGAGUUGAGAAAGAAGAAGAUGAUGGAAGUAUCGAACAAGAUAUAGAAGAAAAUGGCGAAGAAGAAGAAACACAAGAGGAGGAAGAGGAAGAGGAGGAAGAGGAUGACGACGACGACGAAGAAGAUAAGGAAGAGGUAGAGGAAGAAGAAAAAUGGCAAGAAGAAGAAGCAGAAAAGAAUAACGUAGAAGUUGAAGAUACAUCAGAUGAAGUUGAUGAUGCGCAACAAGAAUUUGACGCUGUUGGCAUAUUAGAAGAAGUUGACGAGACAGAUGAGAACGAAGAUGUAGAUGAGGAAAACAAUAUGAUUGAUAUGGAACUUGAUGAAUUUAGUACAGUUGAUAAUUCUGCAGAAGAGAAGAAUGAUGAUGUACCUGAAGAAUUCCCAAGUAUACCUGGCGUUAAUGAAAUCGAUGACAACAGUGCUGAACCUCUGGAAGAGAUAGAAGGUGAAGAAGUUGAAGAAGAAAAUUUAAAUGAUGCAGAAAGUGAAUCCGAAGAAGAAGAAGUUGAAGAACCUACUAGUGUGGCUGUGAAGUUUGGAGUUGGUGUUGCACUUGUUGUUGCUGCGCAUUUUGUUCUCGUUAGACGGUGGAACAACGUUGAUAUUGGUACUUUUCGUUCUCCGCAUGAUAUAACCAACAUACCUGAUCAAUCAAGAAGUGAAACAAUAAUUUCACCUUCUCACCUUAAGCAAGUAAUUAAGUCAAUUGAGAAAGUUGAAAAUAAAACACCUUUGCAAGUAAAAAAUAACGAAGAUUUAAGAUCCAAAUAUAAUAAGUUGCAAGAAGAAAAUAUUUCUUUAACCGAUUUAAUAAAACCGAUUCCACAAGAUGAAGUAAUACAAGUAAAAGAAAAAUUUCCAGCUCGAAGCACAAGUAAAGAAGAAACGAAUAUUAGACAUGAUCAAUCUAAGAUAUCAUCGGAGGAAGAAGAAGAAGAGGAAGAAGAUUAUGAAUUAGAAACAUCAGAAGGUGAACGUGUUUCUGGGGUAGAAGACGAUGGAGAACAGGUGAAAGAUAAAGCUGAACAAGAAUAUGAAGAAGAAGAUGAAGAAGAAGAAGAAGAAAUUGAAGAUGACGAGGAAAUCGAAAAUGUUGAUGAUUCCGAAUUAAUAGCUAAAUUGGACGCAAAAUAUGGAAAAUUACCUACCCCACAAGAUAGUGAAGUUGAAGAAGCAGAAGAAGAGGCGGAUGAGGAGGAGGAUGAAGAAGAGGAGGAAGAGGAAGAGGAGGAAGAAGAGGAGGAAGAGAUAGUGGAAGAGGAACAUGAUAAGAUGCCAAAUUGGAAACGUGUUAAAGAGUUAAAGAGCUCAAAUGUGGAACCUCAAACGAAAGGAUCCAUUCAACAGACAAGGAGCGAGAUUAAGCAAGUGGAUAAUAAACAACCUAAAGGUGGAGAAAAAGCUUAUGAUUUUAGUAAGAAUACAUCAAAUAUAGAUGAUACAAUCAUGUACGAAGAAAAUAAUUCUGAAGAAUACCAGAUUGAUAAAGAGUUUUACAGUUUUUAGAAUGUAUGUUCUUGCAAAAUAACUUUGAUAGACAUACCUGUUUUUUCUUCUUCUGACACAUCGCUACUGUUUUCUCGAUAUUAUAUUUAUAUCGUAAAUAUGCGAUGUGUGAAAU